Molecule: messenger RNA, 1041 nt
Organism: Lytechinus variegatus (green sea urchin)
Lineage: Eukaryota; Metazoa; Echinodermata; Echinoidea; Temnopleuroida; Toxopneustidae
Product: neo-calmodulin-like
Exons: 6
Coding region: 86-676 (196 amino acids)
Cellular component (GO): myosin II complex
Molecular function (GO): calcium ion binding
Source: RefSeq, a predicted model, not a curated record
UUGGCUUGUGAACACUGCCUGCUGAUAUGUACUCUUUUCUAUUGACAAAUUCAAUAAUAAGCUUUCAAUGUGAACGUUGUUUUGAAUGAUUCAUCAUUCGAUAGGUCGUUAUUGUUUGUACGAGGCCUGUAUUCUAUACAUUAGAUUUCUGCAUUUCCUAUUUGGAUUUCAUUUGGAAAGGUGUCAUACUGGAGACAGAUCGCAGGCAAAUAUUUAUUACAAAAUGUCGUCGCCAACAGAGAGUCAAAUGAAAGAAUUCAAGGAGGCAUUUGGUCUAUAUGACAGGGAUAAUGAUGGCUUCAUCUCUACAGAUAUACUUGGAGAGGUCAUGAGGUCAUUAGGUUCAUGUCCAACGGAAGCGGAAGUGGAGGAGUCAAUUAACAUGGAAGACCCUCAUGGUAAAGGCAAACUGGACUUCAGUACAUUUUCUCGAAUCAUGGCCCAUCAUAUCAGCCAAUCACAGGUAGAUGCUGAAGAAUUUAGAGAUGCAUUCAGAAUAUUUGAUAAAGAUGACACAGGAACACUUAGCGCAGCUGAAUUACGUCAUGUGAUGACAACUCUUGGUGAGAAAUUAACAGAUGCUGAAGUUGAUGAGAUGAUACGAGAAGCUGACGUUGGGAGUGACGGAAGGAUUAAUUAUGAAGAAUUUGUACAAAUGAUGGCUCAGGCGCAUUGAGAAAACGCAUUAUAGCCUACACAGUGCGUAUAUUAAAAUAUUCUUAUGAUACAUUUGUAAUAUUCUAAACCUUUUCCACAUGCACAUAAUUAUUGCAGGUCUAUUGACUAUCGGCAAAUCUUUCGUAUGAGUGAGCAACAUUUCAUUUUUUUUUAAAGUUCGUGAAAAUGAUUUGCGAAAAAAUAAUCAAAGCAGACUUAAAUCACGAAAAGCGCCAAUGCCCCCCCCCCCCCGCCACACACACACACAAAGCUAGAUCAUCGUGAUGAUUUACAUGUAGCAGUGUUUCUCAUGAAAUCGGAUUUGGCACGGAGUUCCUCUUCACUGUCAUGCCUGAGAAAUGUGUGAAGAAACAAGUAUUAAGU